GCAAGAUCAUCGAUGUCGUCAGUCAAACUAAUUGAAAGAAUAAAAAACUACGAUAAAUACAAAAAUUUAAAUCUGAAAGAUAAGAUAAAGCUACUAACGCCUCAGUUAAAUACAAAGUUAACAGGUUACAUGCUCUUCUUGAAAUCCACAAAGUUGGAUGUGAAAUCUGCCUCAGAAAAGUGGAAAGCGCUUUCAAAGGAGCAGAAAGAUGAAAUUAAUAAGAAAGCCCUAGAGUAUCCGCCUAUAAACAAUAGGGAAGAUAUUCCUAGAAGUUACUACAACCAGAUCAGACAAAUACAACUCGACUUGGCCGAAGAAUGGAAGGCAACGGAUGAAGGAUGCCGCGAGUCAAUGGAAGAAUCUUUCAGAUGAUAAGAAAUCUAUGUUCAUAUCACAAUCUCAGUUACAGAAAUCAAUCAAGCAGUUGAAAAUCUAAUAUACCUUUUUGUUCAUGUAGACCAUCUCUCUACCUCUUUCUAAUCCAAUCUCUUCAGCUGUCUUCAUACCAGCGCCUUUCUCUAAUCUUGGGACUCUAACCAUGUCAGAUCUGCUCAUCAAUUGUGGUUGUGAACCUCCGUGGAGUGCUUUCAAAGUAGCUUUAACGACUUGCAUUGGAUUCCGACUUCUGCGACAUUUUGCGCUCAAGUCAGUUAUACCUGCUGCUUUUGCUACUUGGUGAACGACUGGACUGCAUCUUAAACCGAAACCUGCUGGUCGACUUCUCAGUUCAACGAGACUGGAUCCAACUUUGCUCUUCAAUUCACCGUAUAUUGUCCUAUCUUGGAAUCUAUCGACGAAAUCCAUUUCUCUGACUGCUUCAAUUGUUGCUUUGCGGAUAGCGUCGCCAUUGCUAUCACCUUUACCUUCACCAACGCCGACCAUACCUUUUCCAUUACCGCAAACGACGAGUGCGUAUUUCGACAUAAUCUUACCCUUGCUCGUUUGUUGCAUAACACGCUUUGUUAUAAGUGGGAAAGUGUACUCUGUUAAGCUACGGAGGUGUUGCAUACUGUAAGGCAACGUCUUUGACAACUCAUUCAAUGGAUCUAGAGGGUAUAUUAGUUCUGUUUUACUGAGAAGAGCUCAUACUUAC
Molecule: messenger RNA, 1093 nt
Organism: Wallemia mellicola CBS 633.66
Lineage: Eukaryota; Fungi; Basidiomycota; Wallemiomycetes; Wallemiales; Wallemiaceae
Exons: 2
Coding region: 13-372 (119 amino acids)
Source: RefSeq, a predicted model, not a curated record